AUUAUUAAUGGCUGCCGCUGUUUAACUGUAUCGUGCACCUUCAUAAAUUACGUUUUAUGAUUAUUUCUGCUAGUGAGAUUUGAGUUGUAUCAUGUUUACCGCGUAUCGUUACAAAAAACAUUUUAAAAAGUGACUAUUAUAAUGGACAAUUGUUAGUUAGUGUUAACCUAAAAAUAACUAUAAAUCAAGAUAAAAUGGAGCUUCCACAGCCGCCACAAGACCAAGAUCUUCGCAAUAUAAUCGACAAGCUCGCCCAAUUUGUCGCACGAAAUGGGCCCGAGUUCGAGAAGAUGACCAAGACAAAACAAAAGAACAAUCCCAAAUUCAGUUUCCUGUACGGCGGCGAGUACUUCAACUACUACCAAUACAAAGUGACGACAGAGCAAGCAAUUCUAAAGCAAUCGGCCGGUGGCCAGGCGGCCCCUCCUCCGUCCGGGGCUUAUAUGGCACAGACAAGGCAAUAUGUAAUGCCCCAACAGGCUGGUGCGACGCCUACCCAGCUCGGGCUGGCUGCGACGAUGGCGGCUGCUCCGGCGCUCCAGCAAUGGCUUGCGGCGAAUUCGGCCCCGCCCGCUCCUCAGCACACCCAUGAGAUUGACAAUGUGAAUGCUCAGAUCAACAUGUUAAAAGACCAAAUCACUCAGUCAGAGAAUAAUCUUAAUGCUCAACAUAAUGUACUCAUCCAACAGCAACAAGCUAAAAUCAAUGAAUUGGUGAGCAAAGCUCAGGUAGAGACCAUACAGAUCAUGGCAGAAGAUAACAACAUCAGCCUAUCGGAGUUAGACAGCAUCUUACAGCCUAUCAUUGAAUCAUGCACUAAAGAUAGCAUAUCAGCAGGAAAAGGAUGGAUAUUACAGCAUGCUACGUCACCAGAUGCAGGCAAAGUGAUUUCUCAACAUCUCCUACGGAAGGUUACCCAGCCUGGGGCAGCUUUCACGCAAAAACUGCACAUCAUAUAUCUAGUCAAUGACGUCUUACAUCACUGUGCACGCAAAAACGCCGAAGAUCUCAAGAAAAAUUUGGAAAAUGUGGUGGUUCCAAUGUUUUGCAAUGCCAGUAUAGCUGUUACUGAAGAGCAGGAGGCUAAGCUUAACAAACUGCUUCGGCUCUGGGAAUCCAAGUCAAACUACUUCGACUCUGGUGUCAUUGAGAAGAUGAAGAGCCCUACCAGUUCGUAUCAAGAGUACCAGAAUAAUUUGAUUUCGCAGCACUCAAAUGCAAUCGCUCAUUUAACACAGCAAACAAAAUCUACCUUUGAAAACUAUCAAACACAACAUCAAGCCUUUGUCGCUCACACAUUGCAACAAAUUCAACAGAUGGAAAUGCAAAAGCAUGCACUUGAAUUAAACAGCCAUGAUUCGAACAAAGACAAUCAACAAAAUAUGCCAAAUCCCUUUCAAAACAAUUUCAAUGACCAAGGAUAUCCUUCAAUGGGUGGAUAUGAUCAGAAUUUUAAUCCCAACCACCAACAGUACGGAAGUGAAAGUGGAGAUAAUUAUGCAUCAAAUAAUAGUAUGAGUGGGAAUGAAAAUAGUUUUGAUAGUCAAAUGUUUGAUCAAAUGAAGCAACCAAAAACAGAACUGUCUGAUGAACCUGACUUGUCAAAUUUGCCGAAUAUAAAUUUCUCACAACCGCCACCUGGUUUCGAACCAAAACCACCGCCAUUAGCUUUCCAGAAUGGACUACCAGAUCUCAGUAAGCCCCCACCAGGAUUUCCCCCAUUCCCAGAAAUUAACAAUGAGGAGCUUAUGCCUUCAGUCCCAUAUUUUGAAUUACCUGCUGGUUUGAUGGUACCACUUAUAAUGCUAGAGGACGAUAAAUACAAGCCGUUGGACCCGGCUCGGAUCAGACUGCCCCCACCGGCGCCACCCAAUGAGAGACUCUUAGCAGCUGUAGACGCGUUCUACGCGUCGCCUAACCAUGAACGGCCGAGGGAUAAUGAAGGAUGGGAGAAAUUAGGAUUAUAUGAAUAUUACAAAGCAAAGAAUGCAGCAAGAAAGAAUAAGGAGGAAGCAAUUGCGCAAGGGCGGAGGAUGAAGUCAAAGUCACCCAGUCCUAUACCAAAAGACUUACAGAAACAGCCAACACCACCUGGAAGAAGAUAUAGGUCGUUAAGUAAAUCACCAGAGCCGAAGCCAGUAAUUCCCUUAUCGCCACGGAAAUCGAAGUCACGGUCUCCCUCGCCCAGGCGAAGGCCAACAACUUGGAGAAGAGACAGAGAUAGUCGCCGCAAGUCACGGUCACGGUCACGAUCGCGGUCGCGCAGCCGCUCACGUGAUCGCGAGCGUCACCGCGACUCGCCGCGGGACAAGAUGCGACGCGUUGAGAAAUCCCGCUCACCUACACCUCCUAGCUUUAUGGGUUCAUCGUACCCUAGCACGUCAGGUGGCAUCGACUCCAGUAACAAGGGCCACCAGCUGCUGCAGAAAAUGGGCUGGAGCGCGGGCGGACUGGGCGCGGCAGGGCAAGGCAUCGCCGAGCCAAUCAGCGGCGGCGCCGUGCGUGAUAGGCACGACCAGUACAAGGGUAUAGGAGUUAAUUUAAAUGAUCCAUAUGAAAACUUCAGAAAGAACAAGGGGGCAGCAUUUAUUACGAGAAUAAAGGAGAGAGCGUUAGAGCGAUCAUCGUGAUUGUUGCAGAUACAAGGCGUUUAGUUUAAGGCUGUAAAUGUGUACAAUUGAGAAUGUGUGUCUGCGGAAUAUGGUUUAUUUUAUCUAAAUCAUCUUGAAUAAAAGUUAUAUGAAUUU
Molecule: messenger RNA, 2747 nt
Organism: Zerene cesonia (dogface butterfly)
Lineage: Eukaryota; Metazoa; Arthropoda; Insecta; Lepidoptera; Pieridae
Gene: scaf6
Product: calcium homeostasis endoplasmic reticulum protein
Exons: 14
Coding region: 195-2630 (811 amino acids)
Biological process (GO): intracellular calcium ion homeostasis; RNA processing
Cellular component (GO): perinuclear region of cytoplasm
Molecular function (GO): RNA binding
Source: RefSeq, a predicted model, not a curated record